Molecule: messenger RNA, 963 nt
Organism: Cyanidioschyzon merolae strain 10D
Lineage: Eukaryota; Rhodophyta; Bangiophyceae; Cyanidiales; Cyanidiaceae
Exons: 1
Coding region: 1-963 (320 amino acids)
Source: RefSeq, a predicted model, not a curated record
AUGGUAGCAGACACUGAGACGCGUCCUCCGUUUGACAGUGUAGGGCCCCGACCGCUGCCCAGCAGCCGAAUACGUACAGAGGCACUGCCUAGAUGGGCGUCUCCGUUCGACAAGUCAGCCUGUCAGAGUGACGUUGCGCGAGUUCACCGGCAGCUCAACGCAGAAGGCUGGGCACUGGGCUCGCUCCUGGGUACCAGGGAGAUCCCGAAAGAGUCGGGUGUGCACCUGCCCAGCGAUCGUAAGCGUUGGCUCAACGUCGUCACGCCGGGAACGAGCGCGCGCUCGGACGCUCACUCGGGAGACGCCGCCACCGACCCCAAGGUGCCAGUCGUUUUAGAGAGCGAGCAUGCAGCGAACGUUGCCGUCCAAGGGGAUGUCGACACUGUGACGAAACAUCUCGCUGUGCUCGGGUCAGAACUGGUGGAAGAUGUGCCGGACGGUACGGUUGUUCACGUAGACCAGCCAGCACCUUUGGACGAAGCGGGUGCAUCGAAAGUGCCAGCCGAAGCAUCUCCAAUUCGUGACCAGAUAACGACAGAACCGCGCUUGAGCGUUGUGGACGCAACCGCACCUGAACAAACCGAGUCGCCGCGCGCCGACGCAUCCGCCAGCUCGCCAGACACCGAGUCCAGUGGACAGCAUCCCUCACGAGAGGAGCCUUGCUUGGGAUCCGCGUCAUCCGCUCGGGCUACACAAAUCCCUGAAUCGGUGUUGGUUGAUGAGGCGAAGCGUUCACAGGGAGGUACCUGUGAGCCGAUGUUCCAGAAUCAUUCGAGAUUCGUUGAUCAGCCGCCAGCAGAUGCAUGGGAACGGUGUCAGGCACGUGAUGCCCUCUGUCGCAGCGUUGCUGAUGAUCUGAAGCGCGAGCUCUCCUGCCCCUACUCACCAAUCGGGGUGGAUAUGCAAGAUCUAACCUGGGGAUUUUUCACACGGAUGAAUAGGUUUCAACCUGCGCGCAGCUGA